This is a messenger RNA of Anguilla rostrata (American eel), 2781 nucleotides long. It is a transcript of the gene tox4b, whose product is annotated as TOX high mobility group box family member 4 b. The transcript is spliced from 10 exons. The record is from RefSeq and is a predicted model, not a curated record. Gene Ontology annotation, biological process: regulation of transcription by RNA polymerase II. Gene Ontology annotation, molecular function: chromatin DNA binding. Gene Ontology annotation, cellular component: nucleus. NCBI's taxonomy places the organism in Eukaryota, Metazoa, Chordata, Actinopteri, Anguilliformes, Anguillidae. Bases 141 to 2135 code for a protein of 664 amino acids.
CAACACACAGCGUUUCUACGUCACUUCCCUUAAUCAGAAGUACUCGGAAGUUGGUGCCAUGUUGCGUUUUUGGGGAGUCUGUGAGAAAGAAGAGGAAUCGAACUGAUUUGAGGGAGAGUAGCUAUGGAGCAGUUUCAAAAAUGGACCUUAAUUUCUACUCGGAGUUGUCGGACAGUACCGAACAUCACAGUGAGUCGGAGUUCCUGGACUCGCAGGCUUUCAACGGAUACGACGCCGUCAACAAGUUUCCUGGGGGUGGUGAAAACUUCCUGACCAUCCCUGGACCAACCUUCUUAUCAUCCUCUGAGACGUUCCACACCCCCAGCCUGGGUGAUGAAGAGUUUGAGAUCCCGGCCAUCUCUCUGGACCCGGACUCAGCCCUGUCAGUGUCGGACGUGGUGUCGCAUUUUGGGGAGCUCUCUGACGGGGGACCCCCGGGGGCGGUCCCAGAGAGCGCUGUGGUGGGAGGGAACGACCCCUCCUUCGCUUCCACCUUCGUCAGCCCCCCCACCUCAGGCCUGGAGCACCUGAGUCUGGGGGUGAUGAACCAGUCAGCAGGGGGGCCCCUGCUCAGUUCCACACUUAGCAUGGAUCUGAGCCAUUCGAUUGGCUCUGAGUUCAGCAGCUCCUCCCCCAUGACCAUCGACGUCCCCCUGAGCGACAUUAACCACGGCUUACUCGGCCACAACCAGCUGACCACAAUUGACCAAUCAGAACUGAGCGAUCAGCUGGGGCUCAGCCUGGGCGGAGGAACCAUCCUGCCCCACCCUCAGUCACCUGAGCAUGCUCUGUCGGCCACGCCCUCUCCGGGCGGGUCCCUACAGGACGAGGAUAUGGAGGACUUCGGCCAAAAGACUGCACUGGUGGAGUCCCCUCUUUCCCUCUCGGUUUCCACGGCAAUGGUGUCACUCAGCCCUGCUCUGUCAGACUUCGCCCCCGCACCCCUCCGGAGGGGCGGGGCCGGGAAGAAGGGGCGUAAGAAGAAGGACCCGAACGAGCCGCAGAAGCCGGUCUCGGCCUACGCCCUCUUCUUCCGCGACACGCAGGCCGCCAUCAAGGGCCAGAACCCCAGCGCCACCUUCGGGGAGGUGUCCAAGAUCGUAGCGUCCAUGUGGGACAGCCUGGGGGAGGAGCAGAAACAGGUGUAUAAGAGGAAGACCGACACAGCCAAGAAGGAGUAUCUGAAAGCCCUGGCAGCAUACAGAGCCAAUCAGCUCUCUCAGGUCAGAGCCAAUCAGCUCUCUCAGCCCACAAUCCAGGUGAUGGACACACCCCCUUCUCCGCCCCCCAUAGCUGCCACACCCCGCCCAGCCCGAAUUUCUCACCACGCCCCCGAGCAGAACACCAUCACCAACAUCUGCACCUCCAACAUCAUCCUGGACCUCCCUCAGGUCACCACCCGCUCUCGUACGGGUGCUCACAAAGCCUCCAACCCUGCCCCUAGCCCCGCCCCCAACCCUCCCACUGUCACCAAGAUCAUCAUCUCCAAGCAGGUGCUGGUGGGGGCCGGGGGCGGGUCCAGGGGCGGGGCAAGAGCCCAAAGCCAGCAGGUCCCCCACACCUCUGGGCUGACUGUGAUCCCCGGCCCCGCCCCUGGCCCCGCCCGCCAGCCCCCGCCCCUGCAGCAGAUGCAGAACACACCCCUGCCGCCCCGCCUCCAGCAGAUGGCGCACUCCCCAGCCCCGCCCCCCCUCCAGGCCAAGCCGCGGGGCGGAGCAGGGGCAGGGCCAGCAGUGUCUGUCACUAGUGCCCCGCCCCCUCCACUGCAGAUCAAGAUUGUACCUGCCUCUCUGGAGGUGGAUUUGGCCACGCCCAUUGUUGUUACCACGGUGACAGCGGCCUCCUCAUCCCCCGCAGAGCCAAGCAAGGUGGUACCUACUGCAGAGGAAGUGGCAGAGACGGAGUUCACCUCUGGAGAGAUGGAGGUGGAGGUGAAUGUAGCUCCAGGCCCCGAGGACUCGGCCCCCCCCGGCCCCCCCGCCCGCUGUAUCCGGGCCGGCUGCACCAACGCGCCUGUGGAGAGCAAGGACUGGGACAGAGAGUACUGCAGCAACGAGUGUGUAGCCACACACUGCAGGGAUGUAUUCCUGGCCUGGUGUUCCAUCCGUGCACAGAGCUCCGCCACUGUGACGUGAGCGUCACACAUCACCUGGGAAACGAUUUCACACCGUCUACCUGUCUUCUGUCUUACCAUGGAAACUCUGAAUUAUGGGAUAGGCCCUGUCUGGGGCCAUGCAUUCUGGGACAGUCUGCGUGUGCUUGUAUGCGUGCAAGCGUGUGUGUGUGUGCGUGCACAAGUAGCCAAAAGAGCAUUUCUUUGGUGUGUCCCACUGAAAGAGCAUUUAUAUGGUGGGUUCUGCUGCAAUUAAAUUAAUUUAUCAAGUUUAUUUAAUUUUAUCUUUUGUGUUUUGGGGCUGCAGCUGCUUAGUGACUGGAGGCAUGCGCUCCCCCUGUGGGUGUGGAAGGGUAGUGCAGCUGAGCCUACUGACACAUUACAAUAAAAACAAUAAUGCUGAAAACUGAAAUGGUAAAUACAUCUAUAAAUAAAUAUAUAUUUAUAAUUGUAAUUUAAACUCUACAGAGAUUUUUCAAUUUGUCUGUGUAUUUUUAAUUAAUGUGCGCAGUUUUUUUCCUCAUUAUUUUUUUGUAGAGUAGUGGGCUGGUGCAUUUUAAUUCGGGAAUGUAAGAAGGUUUUUUAAAGUGAACAGAGUGCUGAUCAUUGUGCCUGGCAGUUAUAUGAGGUCCAGGCUUGAGUUCUAAUAAAUCCCCAUCAGAACUGCC